Archocentrus centrarchus (flier cichlid) is the source of this 3076-nucleotide messenger RNA. Its product is annotated as transportin-2. Gene Ontology annotation, molecular function: small GTPase binding. The transcript is spliced from 25 exons. NCBI's taxonomy places the organism in Eukaryota, Metazoa, Chordata, Actinopteri, Cichliformes, Cichlidae. Gene Ontology annotation, biological process: protein import into nucleus. Bases 134 to 2803 code for a protein of 889 amino acids. The record is from RefSeq and is a predicted model, not a curated record.
GCUACGAAGAAGAAGAGGAAAGCGGCCCAGUACUGAUUACUCAACUUUCAAGUCAAUAUUGUACGUGUACUUCCUAAUUAGUUUGUACUUUGACAAAGUAUUUGCAAUACCUCGAUCACUCCCUCUCCUCGGGAUGGAGUGGCAGCCAGAUGAGCAGGGACUUCAGCAGGUCCUCCAGCUGCUCAAAGACUCACAGUCACCCAACACGGUCACACAGAGAGCUGUCCAACAAAAACUUGAGCAACUCAACCAGUUCCCCGACUUUAACAACUAUCUCAUCUUUGUCCUUACGCGACUCAAAACUGAAGAUGAGCCGACUCGCUCUCUGAGUGGUCUGAUACUUAAGAACAAUGUUAAAGCCCACUACCAGAACUUCCCAUCAACUGUCGCUGAUUUCAUCAAGCAGGAAUGCCUCAACAACAUCGGCGAUCCCUCGCCGCUCAUCCGUGCCACCAUUGGUAUCCUGAUCACUACUAUUGCCUCCAAAGGAGAGCUGCAAACAUGGCCCGAGCUGCUGCCUCAGCUCUGCAACUUGCUCAACUCAGAGGACUACAACACGUGCGAGGGCUCGUUUGGCGCGCUGCAGAAGAUCUGCGAGGAUUCGUCGGAGCUGCUGGACAGCGACGCUCUGAAUAGACCCCUCAACAUAAUGAUACCUAAAUUCCUUCAGUUCUUCAAGCAUUGCAGCCCCAAAAUUAGAUCUCAUGCCAUAGCCUGUGUGAACCAGUUUAUCAUCGGCAGAGCCCAGGCCCUGAUGGACAACAUCGAUACGUUCAUAGAGAGCCUGUUUGCGCUGGCAGCAGAUGAGGACUCUGAGGUGAGAAAGAAUGUGUGCCGAGCCCUGGUCAUGCUGCUGGAGGUCCGCAUUGACCGCCUCAUCCCCCACAUGCACAGCAUCAUCCAAUACAUGCUGCAGCGAACCCAGGAUCCCGAUGAGAAUGUGGCUCUGGAGGCGUGUGAGUUUUGGCUGACUCUAGCAGAGCAACCAAUCUGUAAAGAGGUGCUGUCCGGACACCUAGUGCAACUGAUCCCUAUCUUAGUAAAUGGGAUGAAGUAUUCUGAGAUAGACAUCAUACUACUGAAGGGUGAUGUGGAGGAGGAUGAGGCGGUACCAGACAGCGAGCAGGACAUCAAACCCCGUUUCCACAAGUCACGCACGGUCACCUUGCAGCACGAAGGAGGGGAGGGAGAGGAGGGUGAGGACAUUGAGGAAGAUGAUGACGACGAUGAUGACACGCUGUCUGACUGGAACCUGAGGAAAUGUUCGGCUGCAGCAUUGGACGUGCUGGCCAACGUGUUCCGCGACGAGUUGCUGCCCCAUCUCCUGCCACUCCUGAAAGGCCUGCUCUUUCACCCUGACUGGGUCAUCAAGGAGUCUGGCAUCCUGGUGUUGGGGGCCAUAGCUGAGGGCUGCAUGCAGGGCAUGGUUCCCUACCUUCCGGAGCUCAUCCCUCACCUCAUCCAGUGUCUGUGUGACAAGAAGGCUCUUGUCCGCUCCAUCGCCUGCUGGACCUUGAGUCGCUAUGCACACUGGGUGGUCUCCCAGCCCCCCGACUCGCACCUCAAACCCCUUAUGACAGAGCUCCUGAAACGUAUCCUGGACAGUAACAAGAAGGUGCAGGAGGCUGCCUGCAGUGCGUUUGCCACUUUGGAGGAGGAGGCGUGCACAGAGCUGGUGCCCUACCUGAGUUACAUCCUGGACACGCUGGUCUUUGCUUUUGGGAAGUACCAGCACAAGAAUCUCCUCAUCCUGUAUGAUGCCAUAGGAACACUGGCAGAUUCAGUGGGUCACCAUCUCAAUCAGCCCGAAUACAUUCAGAAGCUGAUGCCCCCUCUUAUUGCUAAGUGGAAUGAGCUGAAGGAUGAAGACAAGGAUCUCUUUCCCCUACUGGAGUGUCUGUCGUCAGUAGCGACCGCCCUGCAGAGUGGGUUUCUGCCCUACUGUGAACCUGUCUAUCAGCGCUGUGUCACACUAGUGCAGAAGACACUAGCUCAGGCUAUGAUGUACAACCAGCAUCCAGACCAGUACGAAGCUCCUGACAAGGAUUUCAUGAUCGUGGCCCUGGAUCUGCUGAGCGGACUUGCUGAAGGUCUGGGAGGCCACGUGGAACAGCUAGUGGCUCGCUCUAACAUUAUGACCCUGCUCUUCCAGUGCAUGCAGGACACCAUGCCUGAGGUGAGGCAGAGCUCCUUUGCUCUGCUGGGUGAUCUAACAAAGGCAUGCUUCCUCCAUGUGAAGCCCUGUAUUGCCGAGUUCAUGCCCAUCCUUGGGCUCAACCUGAACCCAGAGUUUAUCUCUGUGUGUAACAAUGCUACCUGGGCCAUUGGGGAGAUCUCCAUGCAAAUGGGUGCAGAAAUGCAGCCUUACGUGGGCAUGGUGCUGCCACACCUGGUGGAAAUCAUCAAUAGACCCAACACCCCCAAGACUCUACUGGAAAACACAGCCAUUACAAUUGGCAGACUGGGUUUCGUGUGCCCUCAGGAAGUGGCGCCACAGCUGCAGCAUUUCAUUAGACCAUGGUGCACGUCAUUGAGGAAUAUAAGAGAUAAUGAAGAGAAGGACUCUGCUUUCCGAGGUAUCUGUGUGAUGAUCGGCGUGAACCCUGCAGGAGUGGUGCAGGACUUUAUUUUCUUCUGUGAUGCUGUGGCCUCAUGGGUGAACCCCAAGGAUGACCUGAGGGACAUGUUUUAUAAGAUCCUGCAUGGCUUUAAGGACCAGGUCGGAGAGGAGAACUGGCAGCAGUUCUCUGAGCAGUUCCCUCCUCUGUUGAAGGAGCGCCUGUCAGCCUGCUACGGUGUCUAACCCAACCACUCCUUUGGUCCACACAGGAUACUGACCUGUUAGGUUAAUGAAGGGGAGGGUAGCAGGGGAACUCAUUGCACUGCCCAGAAGGUGGGGAGAAACUAGAGCUGGAGGGAUGUGACUGGCUUUGACCCUCUACUCUGUGGAUGGCCUCCUUUCCCCCUCCCAUCCCCCCCGUGCCCUGUUUGUCUCUGAGGGAGGGUGGGAUGAGGGUGGUGGGUGUGGGGAGGGUAAACUGGGGAUACACACAUACCUCUCGGAAAAAAACGCCUC